AUGGGAGCAAGCGCGGCUGCCAGCGUCGUGGUUCCCGCAGAGCUGCGAUUGGGCACGGUGGUGCUUGCCGGCUCGCUUGUUCCGACCCUUUCCCUUCCCACUCUGACUCCACCCUUCUCCGUCCGUCAUCCUCGCAGCGAUGGGAGCAAAUGCGGCUACCAGCGACGUGGUAUCAGCGGACCUGCGAGUGGGCACGGUGGUGCUCGCGGGCUCGCUCGUUCUGGCCUUUUACCUUCCCGUUUCGUCUCCACCCUCCUCCGUCUAACAUCGAUGUUCAUGCUCGCAGCGAUGGGAGCAAGCCCGGCUGCCAGCGUCGUGGUUCCCGCGGAGCUGCGAGUGGGCACGGUGGUGGUCGGCGGCUCGCUCGUUAAACCCAAACCCAUCUACUUCUUUGAUCGCUGCAUGAUCAUUCCUGAGAUCGCCCUGGUGGCGAGCGGCGGUGGUAAGGCGGACCUGCUGGUGUGGUGGGACGUGUUUGGGGAUUACACUACGUGCGACGCGGUGCAGCUGUUCGCGUCGUUCGACUGCUCGGGGACACCCGCGGCAGAGUACCAAAACACAGCGUACAUGAGUCCCAUCACGACGGAUCCAUCAGUGAAGUCCAUCCGCUGCGUUCUCGACAACAUCUGCAGCCGAGCCACGUGCCCUGAACACUCCACGUGCGUCAAGACAAACGACAGGCAGGAGGUGGGGUGCCAGUGCGACCAGGGCUACUAUGACGUCUACGGCCAGUGCCAGCCCAUGUAG
Closterium sp. NIES-65 is the source of this 747-nucleotide messenger RNA. The record is from the annotation of a GenBank genome assembly. Lineage: Eukaryota; Viridiplantae; Streptophyta; Zygnematophyceae; Desmidiales; Closteriaceae.